Messenger RNA from Calidris pugnax (ruff), 525 nucleotides. It is a transcript of the gene RPS15, whose product is annotated as ribosomal protein S15. The record is from RefSeq and is a predicted model, not a curated record. Bases 1 to 510 code for a protein of 169 amino acids. Gene Ontology annotation, biological process: ribosomal small subunit assembly; translation. Gene Ontology annotation, cellular component: cytosolic small ribosomal subunit; ribosome. Gene Ontology annotation, molecular function: structural constituent of ribosome. Lineage: Eukaryota; Metazoa; Chordata; Aves; Charadriiformes; Scolopacidae. The transcript is spliced from 3 exons.
AUGAAGGCCCAUCACUGGAGGAUGAAGGUCAUCACGGGAAGAGGAAGAUCAUCACAGGAAGAUGAAGGUCCAUCGCUGGAGGAUGAAGGGGGGGUCCCGGCGGCCCUGACCCCCCCUCCCUCCCUGGCGCGGCCGCUGCAGGCGGAGGUGGAGCAGAAGAAGAAACGAACCUUCCGCAAAUUCACCUACCGGGGGGUGGACCUGGACCAGCUCCUCGACAUGUCCUAUGAGCAGCUGAUGCAGCUGUACAGCGCCCGCCAGCGCCGGCGCCUCAACCGGGGGCUGCGCCGCAAGCAGCACUCCCUGCUCAAGCGCCUGCGCAAGGCCAAGAAGGAGGCCCCCCCCAUGGAGAAGCCCGAGGUGGUGAAGACCCACCUGCGGGACAUGAUCAUCCUCCCCGAGAUGGUGGGCAGCAUGGUGGGCGUCUACAACGGCAAGACCUUCAACCAGGUGGAGAUCAAGGUGAGGAGUCCCCCAGAACCAGGUCCUGGCCCGAGAGGAGCUCCCUGAUCUCCUCUGUGUUAA